AUGGCUUCGAAGAUCCCUAACCAGCUCCUCGCCGUGGCUAGCAUGACCGACCUCGACCAGACCGAGAUUUGCCAGCUCAAGCAGGCCCUGGCGCAGGUCCAGGCCAAGAUCGAGGUCCUCGAGGACCUCAGGGACCUCGAAGCGACCGAGGUCGCCCUCCUCCGGGCCCAGGUCGACGAGCUGACCAGGCUCGCUGAGGCCCUCCGCGAGAGAAACCGCCGCCUCGAGGGGGAACUCGCCCGUCUCCGCGACGAGGCGCAGCAGCUGGAGGAGGCCCUGGGGCAUGCCUGCUUCAGCGAGCCCGAGCCUGAGCUAGAGAGCGAGCCCGAGCUUGAGCUCGACGACUUCGACUACGACUCCGAGUUCGACGGCGAGUCUUCCGUCCCGGUCUCGCCCGUCGACGACGAGGACGUCACUCUCGACCUCUACGGCUUGGACAUCGACGACGACGCUAAGGACGGCGGCCUCGCUGUCUCGGACGGCGAAAUCGAUGUGUACACCGCGCACCGCAGAUUCAACGGAUGCGCCUCUGACGAUUCCGGAUUCGCCUAG
Molecule: messenger RNA, 552 nt
Organism: Colletotrichum destructivum
Lineage: Eukaryota; Fungi; Ascomycota; Sordariomycetes; Glomerellales; Glomerellaceae
Exons: 1
Coding region: 1-552 (183 amino acids)
Source: RefSeq, a predicted model, not a curated record